Torulaspora delbrueckii is the source of this 1290-nucleotide messenger RNA. It is a transcript of the gene RPN14, whose product is annotated as Rpn14p. Gene Ontology annotation, molecular function: protein binding. The coding region runs from base 1 to 1290 and encodes 429 amino acids. The record is from RefSeq and is a predicted model, not a curated record. NCBI's taxonomy places the organism in Eukaryota, Fungi, Ascomycota, Saccharomycetes, Saccharomycetales, Saccharomycetaceae. The transcript has a single exon.
AUGAACAGCUGUAAGAAGGUUCCUGUGUGCCAUAUCCAGUACGACUUUGAGCAAUGCGUCGCUGAAGAAACUGACGGAGGUCAAUUUUAUGUCAAUGUCGAUAGAUCGUUGAACGAAGUUGAAGAGUUUACUGUCAAGUUUUCUGCUGGAGGAAACCAAUUCGAUGCCGGUGAAGGUGGUUCAUUUAAUAAGGUUGAUGAUCACUUGUAUCAAACGACCUUGGGUGAAACCCUGGAGAAAGAAAAUAUGACUCGGGGUGGGGUGGAUUGUAGGUUCCGGACAAUGGAUAGAGAUUAUACAAUGAAUUCGCAUCAAGAUGACGAGGAUGAAAUCCAAUGGACUGCCAUAGACGCCGUUGGGGUACCACAUGAACUAUAUGCUCUAGGAAAUGCCAAAGGGGACAUUAAGGUCUACGACAAGAAAUUAGAUUUACAACGAGAGAUGAAAGGAGCACACUUGAGCGAUAUAACUUCUCUUAGGUUUUUCCCAAGCGGUGAAGUGCUACUGUCUAGUUCGAACGACAUGCAAUUGAAGAUAUGGUCAGUAAUCGAUGGAUCCAAUCCACGCACUUUUGCAGGGCACAAAUCUGAGGUAACCGAUACAUGCUUGAUUGAAAGAGGAAGAAACUUCUUGUCAUCAUCAGCUGAUGGAACUAUCAGGUUAUGGGAAUGUGGUUCAGGUGAAACGCUCAACGUAUUUGCGAGAAAAGAGAACCCUAACGAUGGAAUCAAUUCAAUGGCCCUCUUCGAAGAUGGGAGUUCGACGGACGGCUCUCAUCCUAUGGAGUUUGGUACUCAAGGCAAACAUGUCCUCGCAGGGCAUUGUUCAGGUGUGAUCACGCUUCAUGAUAUCUUCAACAAAGAGCAAGAGGUUCAACUACCCAGUAAAUUCUCCUCUUCGUGUAACACUGUGGCGACAGAUCCUGAAAGUACCAAUUUUUUUUAUGCUGGCUAUCAGAAUGGAGCACUAGCACAGUGGGACCUGAGAAAACCGUUGGAACCAAUAGAUUAUAUGUACAUCAACGAAGGGCUCCCAAUAAAUUACAUAUACAGCUUAUCGAAGGGACUCUACAUUUCAUCAGGCCUCGAUACCAGCCUCAAAUUGAAUAUGAGUACUUAUAAGUCGAAUGGAACGAUAGGAAGGUCCAUCUUAGAUCGCCCGACUUUCCUGGUCUCUAACGACUACAGAGUCGCCCAAUUCACUUUAACCCCAGAUACAAAGCAUAUAAUAGCCGUCGGAAACUGGGGAUUUUGUGGCAAGUACAGUUCGGAGGAUAAAUAUUGUAAAUAA